UGCAUUUGAAGGAUUACGUCAACUUCUAUAAUUUCUUGAAAUAAUACAGCUGAGUGUUAUUUAUCGGCAGUUGACAUGAGUUGUUUCUGCAGAAGCAGUUUACCAACAUGUCCUCAAUAUUCGGAAGUGAAGGAAAAAUAUGCACAAAUAUUCCAUAUUUUGAGGAAAUUGACCGAAUUAUUAGAAUCUGAAUUAUUGUCAUGUUUGACUGGUCGAGAGUUCGAACUAUUUGAUCAUUAUUUUAGUAUGGUGCCCCAAGCUCAUUUUGUGAAUGACUUACCGUUUGUGUGCAGACUUUUGGAACUGAUACCAGAAAAGAUGUAUAUAAACGAGGUAUUUGAGGAAUAUUAUGAAAAAUACCUUGUUCUCUGUGGUGUUCCUCCUUUGAUGUUAUAUUCUUCAGAAUCUCUCACUUGUAACAAAGAUUUGGAGGAGUUUUUUUCAGUUCUCGGAGGAUUACUCUUAUACCUGAAGAAGACAAGACAAACUUUCAUUUUGCUAGAAUCGAUCACGAACAUUUUGUCUGGUAAAAUUGAAUAUCCCCGCUGCUACGUUUCCCUUGGAAAAUUGCAACUCGCUGCUGCUAACAGCCUUCUGCCCAAAAUAAUAGGAAGAUUCUUGUCAUUUGCAACUGACGAAAUGUACGAAAGGCUUUUGCAAAUAAGUGUUUCCCUAGCGAAAGCAUCUGAUCUCGCUUGCUAUAAGAUGAUUGAGGAAGGAGCCGUUGACUCUCUGCUCACCCAUCUGAAUCCUACAUGUACAACGAUGGGCGCAACAGUCCCACCAUUAUCUGAUUUACACUUAUGCCAUUACGAAGAAUCUUCUACCUUGAUUUGGCUGUUGUUGAAAAGUCUGAAGGGGUCAACUGCAGAAGACAUAAGCAAACUUCCUUCCCCUUCUAGAUUUGCCUUUUGGAGUUUACGAUUUGCUCUCAAAUACUUCUACACAAACAAGAGAAGCAGAAUAGACCGCAACAACAUAGUCGCAAUACUCCUGAAAAUAGUACAAAUAUUUCCAACCACCGAAUUCGUUCAGUCUGGUCUGGCUAGAGAUAUCAUAGAACUGAAUCUGGUGGUGGAAAAUGAUACCUUGAUCAAUGAUUGGUCAGGAAUUCAGAUCACACCCAGUAUGGAGGAUUUCGUAUUUAUUCGGUUAUUGUUGAUGUUCCUUUAUUUCUUCAAUAGACCAGAAUACUAUGGGGGAAUACAUUUCCUUCGAGACACGAGUAUAAUUGGGUUGAAAAUGAAAUUGGUGACCCACAGUCAAGCUGUGAAAUGGCAUACAGAUCAUUUGGGCGCGCUGAUUUCCAUUGUGAUAAGCGUGUUCGCACAGACUGCAUCAUAUACUGUUGAGAUAUUUCUUGCUGAGAAAGGAAUAAUAAAGUUCAUGGAGAUAUUACUGGAGAAAAAGCACAACAUAGAUGUUUAUCUCUCCUUGUUGAGAUCAUUGAUAAUAAUGGGGAGAAUGGAUAAGAUAAAAUCAAGAAUGAUUUUGAACAGGCUGUUGGAUAUCCGAGCUCAAUUCACUUUAAUGGGAUAUUGCGAAUCGAUCAUAUCUAAAGAAGUAUUAGAUUCAAAAAACCAGUUAUCAGUGGCAUAUUCCUUCGCAAUCAUAGAAAAAUUGUACAAGUGUAAAACUAACCUAUCUAAUAAGAGACUAAUGGACCUUUCUAUCGCUUUUCUAAAGAGGAUAAGAUCCCCUUGGGAACAAGAUCCUUUUAUAAUACCCCAACUACCUAUCAUGAUAAUAUCCUGUCUAUGGAACAUCCUUUUAUGCGAUGAACAGAACCUCAAACAAUUCAUUCAUGAGGAAGGAAUUUAUAUAUGCUUAGAUCUGGCCGAGACUUGUGUUUAUCCAGUUAAAGUUGUAGCUUUCGGUUUGUUGACUGAAGUUUGCGAAGAGUCUUUAGCAGUGCCUUUUUUCAUUACAUGGAGGGGAGCAAAACAUCAGAAGAUUCUCCCGUUUUUAUUGGAAAUUUUUAGGGAGGAAAACCGGAUAUUGGGAGCCAAGCAUACAACAGGCGGACUAAUUGAAGAUAUUGAACUGCCGUUAAUGGGACUUGAGCAAUAUAAGAAUAUAUGUGAUCCAAAAAAUUCACUUCAUGCAAGUCCUUCUAUUUCUGAUAUGAUAGGAAGCUGCAGACCUAAGAUCUACGCGAUAUUGGACAUGCUCACUUGUGUUCACGAGGAAAGAGUAAGAAUGGCUGACGACGUUUAUAAAACAUGGAAUCAAGAUUUGAGCAUUGAAGAUCAGAUCACGAAAGUAAUCGCAGAGAACUUUUUUGCACUGAAAAUAGCUGAAGUAUGGGAUGAAAUACAAUUACAUUUCGAAAGAUGUGGUGUUAGGCCUUUAGCUAAUGACCAUGAGAUGUUAUCUUUGGUUCUCAACAGAGCUAAGAAGUGGGGGGCUUUCAUCCAGGCAACACAAAGAGAAAUACUUCGAUCUAAUAGGGAGAAUGAAAUGAUAAUAGAAAAUUCUUUUUACAUGGACCUUAGGGAAGCUCGGCUAGGACAAACCUUAGGGGCUUGUUGUGAACUAGAGUAUAUUGCCAGAUGUACUAGAGAAAUCUAUAGAAUUAGGACAAAAAGAAAGCAUAAUCUUCAUUUAAUGGAAUUUCCUGUGAAGAAAACAGAUCCAAAUAUACUUUAUCAUACUACUUUCAUGUACGACAUCAUGGUUAAUCCCAUAUUCGACCAGAUCUUGCAUAUUGCCAAUAUAAACAAUACCCCCACUGCAGUUGGUCAAACAGAAAAAAAAGGGCCAAUGACUGCAAGAAUGAGGAAAGCAAUGCAAAAAUAUCAAAAAGCAAAAUUCGAAAAAAUGCCGAGUACUGCAGAAGAUCAACUAUGGGGAUCCAUCAGUGAUGAAACUUGUAUAACUAAAUAAUUUUUCUACAAUAAAAUAUUUACAGUGAAAAGGGAAUCAAGAGACACAUGAAUUCAUUGCUUUUGGUUGCAGAAGCAGAGGUCAUUGAGAAGAUUUCUCAAUUACAAUUCCUAGCAAAGUUUAUACCAUGAAAAUGAAAACGGCAAAAGUGAUGUAGGCAAAAUGAAUAAAAAUUACAUAAGAAAUCGCCAUUUCUCAUGUGAAUAUGAAAUUUAUUGCAGUAGUUC
Molecule: messenger RNA, 3113 nt
Organism: Coccinella septempunctata (seven-spotted ladybird)
Lineage: Eukaryota; Metazoa; Arthropoda; Insecta; Coleoptera; Coccinellidae
Product: cilia- and flagella-associated protein 69-like
Exons: 1
Coding region: 76-2886 (936 amino acids)
Biological process (GO): positive regulation of flagellated sperm motility
Cellular component (GO): non-motile cilium; sperm midpiece
Source: RefSeq, a predicted model, not a curated record